This is a messenger RNA of Neolamprologus brichardi, 1748 nucleotides long. The record is from RefSeq and is a predicted model, not a curated record. Lineage: Eukaryota; Metazoa; Chordata; Actinopteri; Cichliformes; Cichlidae.
ACCGCCGGGAGCUGUGGGAGAAUAACCUGAAGAUGAUUACCGUGCACAACCUGGAGGCCUCAAUGGGACUUCACACCUAUGAACUGGGCAUGAAUCACAUGGGAGACCUGACAGAAGAAGAGAUCCGGCAGUUUUUUGCGAGUCUCACUCCUCCCACUGACAUCCAGAGGGCGCCAUCUCCCUUUGCAGGGGCAUCAGGUUCUGGCAUGCCAGACACUGUGGACUGGAGAGAGAAGGGUUAUGUCACCAGUGUCAAGAUGCAGGGUGCUUGUGGAUCUUGCUGGGCCUUCAGUGUUGCAGGGGCCCUGGAAGGUCAGUUAGCCAAGACAACAGGAAAGCUGGUGGAUCUCAGUCCCCAAAACCUGGUGGAUUGUUCUGGCAAAUAUGGUAACGAAGGCUGCAACGGAGGCUACAUAGACCGAGCUUUCCAAUAUGUCAUCGACAACCACGGAAUUGACUCUGAUGCUUCAUACCCAUAUACAGGACAUGAUGAUCAGUGCCACUACAACCCAGCAACCCGUGCUGCCAACUGCUCCAGUUACCAGUGUCUGCCUGAAGGGGACGAGAACGCUCUGAAGCAGAGUCUUGCUACCAUUGGACCCAUUUCAGUGCUAAUCGAUGCUAGGCGGCCCACGUUUAUUUUAUAUAGGAGUGGAGUGUAUAAUGACCCAUCAUGCUCUCAGAAUGUGAAUCACGCUGUGUUAGCUGUGGGCUACGGCACUCUGAAUGGACAAGACUACUGGCUCGUAAAGAACAGCUGGGGAACUUCCUUCGGAGAUCAGGGAUACAUCCGGAUGGCACGCAACCAGAAUGAUCAGUGUGGCAUUGCUCGGGAUGCCUGCUACCCCGUCAUGUAACUGCAGAGGGAACUGAAAUGAAUCUCUUGCAAAGUGAAUAUAAAUGAAUAUAUCAUUUAUGACUUUUUUUUAUUAAGUCUUCAAAAACUACAGCUUCAAACUAACACUUUUUGGUGCUUCUCUUGAAAAAUUAUAUCUUGAGGAGGAAUCAUUAUCACUGACUUUCUUUGGCGUGCGACAUUGUCGAAAUGCUAAUGUGUGUAUCUCUGUGUGUGAGUACACACAUUUUUGGUAUACCCGAACAGACAUCUGUUCAAAGUUACAAGGUUUAAUUAAAAAUAUUUCUAUAUCUGUGGUAAAAAGUUGUGAAUUUGCUGGAUGUUUAGCGCUGGACUAGUGUAUAUUUUAUGACAUGAGUGAGAUUAAGAUUGAAUUCACAACACAACAUGUACUGCUGCUUUGUUGUUGAUGUUGACACUUAUAUUAUGUAAUCAGACUCAAUGUAAAAAUAAAACAUUUUCCAAAAAUCUGGUUCCUUAUUCACAAAAUAAUGAACACGGAAUUAUAAUAUUUAAAUUUAAGGGUGUCAUGGUGCUGUGUCUGUUACUGAGUGUUUAUGUCUUUGGACUUUUGGCCUUGUUUUCUUACGAUGGUAGUGAUUUAUGUUUCUUAGCCCUUUUCUGGUAUUACUUAGUUUCCUGGUUUAAUCAUUUAGAUUUCUGGUUCUUAAUUACUUUUAGUUAGUUCUGUUUCAUUCCCUCUCGUUUGCCUUUGUCCCUCGUCAGAUCCUCGUCAUGUUUAUCAUCCGUCCUGUUUCAAGUCUCAGGUUUUCUUGUUCCAGGUACCUUGUGUUUAGUUGUUUUUCACAGUUUAGUUUUUGUUGAUUUAAUCUUAGUCUCCCUUUUGCUUUGGUUGUAUUUUGUGCAGUCAAAAAUAAAAAGCUCACUUUCA